UAAUUUCUCACUUGCUAAAACAUAUUUCAGUUGUAUCACCGAGCACAUUGGUUUGACAACCUGGAAUUUUCAUAAGGCUUCAUCAAAGAGUUUAUUAUUGUACACCCAAAAUCCCGAAGCUUUACGGGCGCAGCAGUGUUCUUUUUGCCUUUCUAAUCCGGAAGCUCCCAGCCCUCAGCCGAGAAAACAUUUCCGUCUAUCCACCGCCAGAACUCGGCCGUCGGGGUUAACAGGAGAUACCCGAAGCUUCACUCGUCUGCUCCGCAUUCGCGCAAGGUGAGCAAGAACAGAAGAAUCCGAUUGUUCUCAGUGUUUGUGCAAAUAGGAACUCUGGUUUUCAGAUACGAUGAGUUUGUCAUUGCUCAGGAGAAGGAAGUUAUUAUUAUCGGUAUUCAGCAACCCUAGAGCUCCCCCGCCGCAAUUUUGCAGAGAACCCACCUCUCUUUCGUUCUUAUUUCAUACCCAAGAAAACCCAUGUCGCCAAAACCCUCAAUCGCUAAACCCUUCGAGGGUUUGGCAGUCUGUCGCGUCAUUUUCGACCCAGUCUUCCAAAUUCCCCGAGUACGAGAUGCCUUCAGUCACUUGGGGCGUGAUUCAGGGUAAGAAAGAGAAGCUUGUCAAUCGUGUCAUUAUAUGUGAUUAUCUCAAAAGUUUGGGGAUUAUCCCUGAUGAGCUGGAGAGUCUGGAGCUUCCUUCCACGGUUCAGGUUAUGAAGGAGCGUGUCGAGUUCUUGCAGAGGUUGGGAUUGACUGUUGAUGAUUUCAAUGAGUACCCUUUGAUGCUAGGUUGCAGUGUUAGGAAGAACAUUAUCCCUGUAUUGGGUUACUUGGAAAAGAUUGGGAUAAGUAGGUCGAAACUCGGUGAGUUUGUGAAGAGUUACCCGCAAGUGUUGCACAUGAGUGUUGUGGUUGAGCUUAUGCCUGUUGUUAAGUUUCUCCGUGGGCUUGAUGUUGAAAAGCAGGAUAUUGGAUUUGUUCUUCAAAAGUAUCCAGAGCUUCUGGGGUUCAAGCUUGAAGGGACGAUGAGCACUUCUGUUGCUUUUCUUGUUAGUAUUGGUGUUAGUCCAAGAGAUAUUGGACCAAUGGUGACACAGUACCCUUACUUCUUGGGGAUGAGAGUGGGAACUGUGAUCAAGCCGUUUGUUGAUUAUAUGGUUUCUUUGGGUUUGCCUAAGAAGAUUGUAGCUAGGAUGUUGGAGAAGCGGGCGUAUAUUCUCGGAUAUAAUCUUGAAGAAACUGUGAAGCCCAAUGUAGAUUGUUUGAUAAGUUUCGGGGUUAGGAAAGAAGCACUUGCUUCUGUUAUAGCACAGUACCCACAGAUUCUCGGGGUGCCUUUGAAAGCUAAGCUAUCUUCACAACAAUAUUUCUUUGGCUUGAAGCUCAAGGUAGAUCCAGAAGGGUUUGCUCAAGUGAUCGAGAAGAUGCCUCAGAUUGUUAGCCUUAGUCAACAGGUUAUACUAAAACCGGCUCAGUUUCUUCUGGAGAGGAGUAUCCCGCCUCACGAUGUUGCCAAGAUGGUUGUGAAAUGUCCACAGGUGCUUGCAUCAAGGGUUGCACUCAUGAAGAACAGCUUCUACUUUUUCAAAAGUGAAAUGGGCCGGCCAAUAAAGGACCUUAUCGAUUUCCCUGAAUACUUCACUUAUGGGUUGGAGUCCAGAAUCAAGCCCAGAUAUCAGCUGGCUAAAAGCAAAGGCAUCAGGUGUUCACUGGAUAGCCUCCUCAACUGUAGCGACCAGAGGUUUGAGGAAAGGUUGCAGGAUGGUUGUCUUGAAUCAGAGACUGUAGGUCCAUCUUUCGAUAUGGGCGGGAAGUUGCAAUUGCCUGGAAGAUAUGAGAUUGUAUCAGAAUCGGAUGAGGAGGAUGAGAGUGAUAACGAAACAGUACUCUAUCGGCGCACUGUUUCUCUGUAGUUUUUUUUCUUCUUUUGUUUCUCGAACCACAUGUCAAUGGAAUACUUAAGAGAGAAUGGUAUCGUCUUUUUUCAACUGAACCUGAAUGUCUUCAGUUUCCAGUUUGCCUCUCAUUUACUGUUUAUCGAAUCCAGGUAGAGGAAGAAGAUGGUGAUUUCUUUUUAUAUCUCAUCGAGUUCAUGUUCUAGUUUCACGAGCUGUGUGUGUGUAGCAAUCAUUACAACCUGAUGUUGUGAAGAUUAUGAGCAUGGAUUGAUAUCAAAAUAUAAAAAUCAAUGCGAA
Molecule: messenger RNA, 2191 nt
Organism: Linum trigynum
Lineage: Eukaryota; Viridiplantae; Streptophyta; Magnoliopsida; Malpighiales; Linaceae
Source: the annotation of a GenBank genome assembly